GCCGCUACGUUUUCCCCGUCAUCGACAACAGAUGUCCCUCUACAAUUUAUACGCCGCCUACGUCGUCCAAUGCAGAAAAUAAAGCGCGCGCACCCGCAAACACGCGCCGUCGUUCACGCGCACCCGCACGCACCAACACCGUAACGCACGUCAACACGUCGGGUCAACGUUUUUCGCGUUUUGUUUAUCUCUCCGAUAUUUUAUUAUACAUAAUAAUAUAUUUAUAUAUGUAAUAUUAUUACUAUUAUUAUUAUUAUUAUGUGUUUCUGACACGGUUUUAUCACCGCCGUAGACGAGACACGUCCGAGUCCAACGUCGUCACAGUCGCGCGCGCCCCCGACGGAUUUGGAUAUUGCGUUAUCUCGAGUCGUCCAUUAUUCAAGUUCAAGUUCGUAGUUCGUACAUGUUCUGGUGCAUCGAGUGACGUUCGGCGACAAACGGCGAGAAUCAGACGAUCAGUUGUUGUCGUGCUCGCGGAUCCUUUGACCACUGCGCGCCGCCGUCCGCUUUGUCAGCGAUUCGAACCGCAACAAGUGUAGUAAUGGCCGAUCAACAGCAAUAUUUCCUGAAAUGGAACGACUACCAGAGCAAUAUGGUGUCGUCCUUCAAACACCUGAGGAACGAGAAGAGCUUCACGGACGUGACACUUGCUUGCGAAGGACAAACGUGUAAGGCACACAAAAUGGUGUUAUCAGCCUGCAGCCCUUAUUUCAAAGCAUUGUUAGAGGAAAACCCGUCAAAACAUCCCAUCAUAAUACUUAAAGAUGUACCGUUCAGCCAUUUGCAGUCAAUACUUGAAUUUAUGUACGCAGGAGAAGUCAACAUAAGCCAGGAACAACUGCCAGCUUUUCUAAAGACUGCUGAUCGUUUGAAGGUCAAAGGUCUUGCAGAAGCUCCACAAACUAUUAAAAAAGAUUAGUAUCUACUCAACAUUGCUAUAAUUUUUAAUUACUUUAAUCUUUAUUAGCAUAUUAAUGAAGAGCCCAGAUUUGCAUUAUUUUUUCUUUCCUUUUUUUAAUGAAUUAUUAUUUUAUUUGUAUUUACCUAUAUAAUACAUUUGUCUAUACAUUUUACAACAGUACAAUUAAAAGCCAAAAAUAAAAAACAAAAAAAAUGAAAUAUUUUAAUAACAAUAUUUAUUUUAUAGGAAUAAACUCUUAAGUAUAGACAUUAUGUGUUAAUAUGUAGUUGCAAAAUGUAAUUUUUGUUUUUACUUUAAAAAAAAAUAUCAACGAGUUCUGUAAAUAUUAUACUUGUCUUGUACAUUUAUCAUGAAUUACAAUUAUUAUUAUAUUUUAUUUUAAUAGAGCAUAUUAGUCUAUGUUAAUAAUUGAAAAAAAAAUGUAUAAACCUUAAUUGGACAUUUUAUAACGAACACAAUAAAUUUAGGUAAAAUAUAUGUGGUUGACAUCUUUGUAA
Acyrthosiphon pisum (pea aphid) is the source of this 1419-nucleotide messenger RNA. It is a transcript of the gene lolal, whose product is annotated as longitudinals lacking protein-like. The coding region runs from base 542 to 919 and encodes 125 amino acids. Gene Ontology annotation, cellular component: nucleus. The transcript is spliced from 4 exons. The record is from RefSeq and is a predicted model, not a curated record. Gene Ontology annotation, molecular function: protein binding. Gene Ontology annotation, biological process: regulation of transcription by RNA polymerase II. NCBI's taxonomy places the organism in Eukaryota, Metazoa, Arthropoda, Insecta, Hemiptera, Aphididae.